Molecule: messenger RNA, 2601 nt
Organism: Lodderomyces margitis
Lineage: Eukaryota; Fungi; Ascomycota; Pichiomycetes; Serinales; Debaryomycetaceae
Gene: RNR1
Product: ribonucleotide-diphosphate reductase subunit
Exons: 1
Coding region: 1-2601 (866 amino acids)
Biological process (GO): deoxyribonucleotide biosynthetic process; DNA replication
Cellular component (GO): ribonucleoside-diphosphate reductase complex
Molecular function (GO): ribonucleoside-diphosphate reductase activity, thioredoxin disulfide as acceptor; ATP binding
Source: RefSeq, a predicted model, not a curated record
AUGUACGUUUUCAAAAGAGAUGGUAGAAAGGAGCCAGUGCGCUUUGACAAAAUCACUGCUAGAGUUCAAAGAUUAUGCUAUGGCUUAGACUCAAACCACGUUGAGCCAGUUGCUAUUACUCAAAAAGUUAUUGCUGGUGUAUACCAAGGUGUUAACACCAUUGAGUUGGAUAAUUUGGCCGCUGAGACUGCUGCCACUAUGACCACCAUACACCCUGACUACGCUGUUUUAGCAGCAAGAAUUGCGGUAUCCAAUUUGCACAAACAAACAACCAAAUUGUAUUCGCAAGUGUCAAAGGACUUGUAUGAAUAUAUCAACCCAGAAACUAAUCUUCAUGCACCAAUGAUUUCAAAGGAAACAUUUGACAUUAUUCAAGAGAACUCUGAUGAAUUGAAUUCGGCAAUUGUUUAUGACCGUGAUUUCAACUACAACUACUUUGGAUUCAAAACUUUGGAAAGAUCCUAUUUGUUGCGUAUCAACGGUAAGGUUGCAGAAAGACCACAGCACUUGAUUAUGAGGGUUGCCAUUGGUAUCCACGGGAGAGAUAUCCCAAGAGUUAUUGAAACUUAUAAUUUGAUGUCUCAAAGAUACUUUACCCACGGUUCUCCAUGUUUAUUCAACGCUGGUACCCCAAAACCACAAAUGUCAUCCUGUUUCUUGGUUGCCAUGAAAGAAGAUUCAAUCGAGGGUAUUUAUGACACUUUAAAGACGUGUGCCUUGAUUUCAAAGAGUGCUGGUGGUAUUGGUUUGCACAUUCACAACAUUCGUUCCACUGGUGCUUACAUUGCUGGUACAAAUGGUACUUCCAAUGGUAUCAUCCCAAUGGUUCGUGUUUUUAACAACACUGCUCGUUACGUUGAUCAAGGUGGUAACAAAAGACCAGGUGCUUUUGCUUUAUAUCUUGAACCAUGGCACAGUGACAUUUUUGAUUUCAUUGAAAUCAGAAAGAAUCAUGGUAAAGAAGAAAUCAGAGCUAGGGAUUUAUUCCCAGCCUUGUGGAUCCCCGAUUUGUUCAUGAAGAGGGUUGAACAGAAUGGUGAGUGGACUUUGUUUUCUCCAAAUGAAGCACCAGGUUUGGCUGAUACUUAUGGUGAUGAGUUUGUUGAAUUGUACGAAAAAUAUGAAAGAGAAGGUCGUGGUAGAAAGACCAUCAAAGCUCAAAAAUUGUGGUACUCCAUCUUGGAGGCUCAAACCGAAACUGGUACCCCAUUCAUGUUGUACAAGGAUGCUUGUAAUACCAAAUCAAACCAAAAGAACUUGGGUAUUAUCAAGUCUUCUAACUUGUGUUGUGAAAUCGUCGAGUACUCGGCACCUGAUGAGGUCGCCGUUUGUAACUUGGCAUCGAUUGCUUUGCCUUCAUUCAUUGAGCAAGAUGGCAAGCACGCUUGGUACAACUUUGACAAGUUGCACGAUGUCACCAAAGUUGUUACUCGUAACUUGAACAGGGUCAUUGACAGAAACUAUUACCCAGUUCCUGAAGCAGAGAGAUCCAACAUGAGACACAGACCAAUUGCCUUGGGUGUCCAAGGUUUGGCUGACGCUUUCAUGGUUUUGAGAAUUGGAUUCGAUUCCCAAGAAGCUAGAGAAUUGAACAUUCAAAUUUUUGAAACAAUCUACCACGCUGCUGUUGAAGCUUCUAUCGAAUUGGCACAAGAGGAAGGCCCUUAUGAAACCUUCCAGGGCUCUCCAGCAUCUCAAGGUUUGUUGCAAUACGACUUGUGGAAUAGAAAGCCCACUGAGUUGUGGGACUGGGAUGAGUUGAAACAAAAACUUGCCAAGCAUGGAAUGAGAAACUCAUUGUUGGUGGCACCAAUGCCAACUGCUUCCACAUCACAAAUUUUGGGUAACAAUGAAUGUUUUGAGCCUUACACAUCAAACAUCUACUCGAGAAGAGUAUUGGCAGGUGAGUUCCAAAUUGUUAACCCAUACUUGUUGAAAGAUUUGGUUGACUUGGGAAUCUGGAACGAUGCUAUGAAGAGUAGUAUCAUCUCAAACAAUGGUUCCAUCCAAGCCUUGCCAAACAUUCCUGAUGAAAUUAAAGCAUUAUACAAGACUGUUUGGGAAAUCUCGCAGAAGCAUAUUAUUGAUAUGGCCUCUGAUAGAGCUGCUUUUAUUGACCAAUCACAAUCAUUAAACAUCCACAUUAAAGAUCCAACUAUGGGUAAAUUGACAAGUAUGCACUUUUAUGGAUGGAAGAAAGGAUUGAAGACCGGUAUGUACUACUUGAGAACACAAGCUGCUUCUGCUGCUAUUCAAUUCACAAUUGAUAAAGCUAUUGCUGACUCAGCCGGUUCCAAUGUCGCUUCUUUGCAUAAAUUGAAUAGACCUAGAUACUUGAGCAAAUCCAGGGGCGGUGCCACAUCGACUGAUGACUCAUUUGAAAAGAGUCCAUCAACUGAACCAACAUCCUUGGAAAACUCCGUUGCUGAGUUGAAGAUUGAAGAUAAGAGUGAAAAGAGGGAAGACGCCAAGCAAGAAGGUGAACAAUCAGAACCUGUUGAUAAUAGAACCAUAGAAGAGAUUGAAAGCGACAUCUAUAGCGCGAAAGUCAUUGCCUGUGCCAUUGACAAUCCAGAAUCGUGUACCAUGUGUUCUGGUUAA